UGCUGAUGGCGUAUUGCGUGGAUGGUGAAGCAGAUACGGAUAACUCAAACCAUUGCACACAACAAAUUGAAAGUUUUGCGGAACCGGUUACUUCGUUUAUGAAAAUACUGAUUGAAGCGAACAGAGCAGCCAAUCAGCCAUUCACAAUACCUGUCGGCGAUUCAAAAAGUCUUUUGAGAAAUCUUCAAGAAAGCUCGUGUUUAAGAGAAUGGGAGUUUGAAAGCCUAAACACUGAACACAAUGUGACAUGUUACAAGCAAAAGGUGUUAGACAGUAUGAAAGUGGUUUGGACUCCUACCAAAGAGUUGUUAUUACUAUCGAUAGCAGAAGGAUCUAACGCGGACACCAAAUACGCAAUAGAAAGAAUCAUAAAUGCAUGCAAUUAUCAAGUUACACAAAAGCCUUGUAAAACAACUACUGCUUCCACCACGUGUUCCUGUAAUACACGAUGUAGCACACUCCCAACGACAGGCACAGAGACAAGGAACAUCCAUACCACAACAGAUAGAAGUACUAGUACCAAAACAACCGGUUUGACAACAUCUACCGAAACUGGACUUCCUCAGUCACAAAAUUCCGAAGACAUAUGUGCAAAAUCAUCCGAUAUUGUGAUUGCUAGUAUAUGUUCCUUUGUUGGCGGAGUAGUGUGCUCUGUGGCCUUACUGCUUUUGGUGUUUCGUCGGCACGUGUGCAAGGGAACUGAAACACGUAAAGCUAAAGACGAAGUCAUUAUUCUAGAUGAUGAUGCCGUUAAAGCUGAGGCGUUUGUAUCCAAAGGAAGUAAGAUUGAUUCCGACAAAAAGACCUAUGAAACAUUGACUAGUAUGGAACGUACAAAAACAGAUGAAGAACACUCGUAUCAUGUUUACCUCGGACUGGAUACAAGGCUAAGAGAAAAUACGUUACUGACAAACUCCAAUGAAAAAUCUAAACAAUCACAAGUAAAAGAACAAAGUGAGGCUGCGAAGAAGGACCAUGUUUAUAAUGAACUGAAAUCAGAAGAAAUUACUAACGUUUACGAGGAUACAAGGGCCAGUGACUUGCAUGACCACACAUACAUUGGACUGAACAAUCGAGAGACGAAUGAUCGCAAUGAAGAACAAGGAAGUUCGAAAGGACCUGAAUACAAUGACCGCACAAGCGAGUGCCAUGAUUAUUUAGUAUUAGCAGACGACGCGAAAGGACCUCUGGCAAAUGUAACAGAUAAAGCUAAUGAAAUUCAAGGCUGUGAGCUACACCCGACCGAAUUGACUGCAGUCGAUCCGUCUUCAAGCGACCAUGCUUAUUUUACACUGCAUAACAUUGAGCAAUCUGACAGCUCUACUCCAGAUGUUGAGCAAAAUGAUGAAGAAAGUGGAUCUGAAAAUGACACUGAUGGACAUGCAUACCAUACUCUUGAAAGGGUAUAAGUGUUAUGAUUUCCAUGAGAACAUAUAUAUAUAUCUUUAAUAUUUUAUCAAUCAUCAUCCAUGCUAUACUUUUAACUAUUGAAUCUGUAAUAUACCGUAAAUAGUUUAUUUGUACGUUCGAAUAUGUUAUAACCUUUUCUGACUAUUGCUUCAUUUCUCCUAUAUUAUUUGAUUGUUAGAAAAUGUUCACCAGCUUCUUUCAUACAGUUUAGAUGUCAUAACUAAGUGGUGUUUAGUAUAUAAAGGUAAAUCUGUGUCUCUGAUACUUAUAUAAGAUUUGUUUUGGUUUAUAAUCAUCUUCUGUAUUACAAGCUAGAUAUGAGCCGCGCCAUGAGAAAACCAACACAGUGCAUUUGCGACCAGCAUGGUUCGCUUUUCAAAGCCUAUUGCAAUUAUAGAAACUGUUAGCGAACAGCAUGGAUCCUGACCAGUGCAGGCUGGUUUUCUCAUGGUGCGGCUCAUAUUUCAGUACUUAGUAUGCUUUUCUUAAAGACUUUCUAACUAUUUUUGGAGCUUACUGUACAAUUAUUUUAUUUAAACUGUCUGUGUCUAUAUCAUUCAUUAAAUAAGAUUUACACUCUU
This is a messenger RNA of Mercenaria mercenaria, 1991 nucleotides long. RefSeq lists its product as uncharacterized. NCBI's taxonomy places the organism in Eukaryota, Metazoa, Mollusca, Bivalvia, Venerida, Veneridae. The annotation marks the transcript as partial. The transcript has 7 exons. The record is from RefSeq and is a predicted model, not a curated record.